This is a messenger RNA of Somion occarium, 601 nucleotides long. The record is from the annotation of a GenBank genome assembly. Lineage: Eukaryota; Fungi; Basidiomycota; Agaricomycetes; Polyporales; Cerrenaceae.
GCCUUGGUCCACCAUGUUCCACUUAUCCCCGCCCUUGCCACCACCGCACACAACUUUAACAUCUACUUUGUCACUCUUCGAACCUUAUUACAUUUGCAAUGGCCCGCACCAAGCAAACCGCUCGCAAGUCUACCGGUGGCAAGGCACCCCGUAAACAACUCGCUGCCAAAUCACAGGCUAGAAAGACUUCCGCUGCCGCGACUGGUGGCGUGAAGAAGCCUCAUCGUUUCCGCCCUGGUACUGUCGCUCUUCGUGAGAUUCGGCGGUACCAGAAGUCGACAGAACUGCUUAUUCGCAAGCUGCCCUUCCAACGUCUUGUCCGUGAAAUCGCUCAGGACUUCAAGACUGACCUGCGAUUCCAAUCGUCAGCCGUCAUGGCUCUUCAGGAAGCCGCCGAGGCUUACCUUGUCUCACUAUUUGAAGACACCAACCUUGCCGCUAUCCACGCCAAGCGUGUCACCAUCCAACCAAAAGAUCUUGCAUUAGCUCGUCGUCUCCGAGGAGAGAGGUCAUGAUUCUUUUUCGGUCCUUGUUUGGUUUACGCGUGUGACGCGUUGUAUCGUUAGGGAUUGUUGUACUAUUUACUAUUCUAUUCUAGACU